Molecule: messenger RNA, 4601 nt
Organism: Oxyura jamaicensis (ruddy duck)
Lineage: Eukaryota; Metazoa; Chordata; Aves; Anseriformes; Anatidae
Gene: LRCH3
Product: leucine rich repeats and calponin homology domain containing 3
Exons: 23
Coding region: 12-2426 (804 amino acids)
Molecular function (GO): protein binding
Source: RefSeq, a predicted model, not a curated record
GCGCUCCGCGCAUGCGCAGCGCGGCACGGAGCCGGAGAGGCGGCGGUGGCAGCGGGGAAAUGGCGGCCGCGGGGCUGGCGGCGCCGGAGGGCGGCUCCGCCGUGAUGCCGCUGGGCACCGCGGUAGCGACGGCGGUCUGUCCUCCUCCGGCGGGCCCCGGCUCGUGGAGCCGUUCCUUGGACCGAGCUCUGGAAGAAGCGGCGGCCAGCGGCACGCUCAGCUUGAGCGGCAGGAAGCUCCGCGACUACCCGCGGGCCAGCGCCGCCAACCACGACCUCAGCGACACCACCCAGGCCGAUUUGUCACGGAACAGACUGUCAGAGCUUCCAGCAGAAGCGUGUCACUUUGUCUCCCUUGAGAGCCUUAAUGUGUACCAGAACUGCAUUCGAUAUAUCCCAGAGGCUGUUUUGAACUUACAGUCUUUAACAUUUCUAAAUAUCAGCCGAAACCAGCUUUCAACAUUGCCAGUACACCUCUGUAGUCUACCACUAAAAGUUUUGAUAGCAAGUAAUAAUAAAUUGGUUUCAAUACCUGAAGAAAUAGGACAGCUCAGACAGCUGACAGAGCUCGAUGUGAGCUGUAAUGAAAUACAAACAAUACCUCCGCAGAUUGGCAAUUUGGAAUCCUUACGGGACCUAAAUGUCAGAAGAAAUCAUCUGGUGCGUUUACCUGAAGAGCUCGCUGAGUUGCCUUUGAUUCGGUUAGACUUCUCCUGCAAUAAAAUAACAACGAUCCCAGUUUGUUAUAGGAAUCUCAGACAUCUGCAAACCAUCAUGUUAGAGAACAACCCUCUCCAGUCACCCCCAGCACAGAUAUGUAUAAAAGGAAAAAUCCACAUAUUUAAAUACCUGAACAUAGAAGCAUGCAAGAUAGCUCCAGACUUGCCCGAUUAUGAUAGGAGACCCAUGGGAUUUGGAUCUUGCCAUGAAGAACUUUAUUCCAGUCGUCCUUAUGGAGCACUUGAUUCUGGCUUUAACAGUGUGGACAGCGGAGACAAAAGAUGGUCAGGGAAUGAACCAACAGAUGAGUUUUCAGACCUCCCUUUACGUGUGGCAGAAAUCACUAAAGAACAGCGACUGCGAAGAGAAAGUCAGUAUCAAGAAAACCGGGGCAGCACAGUUGUAACUAAUGGUGGAGUGGAACAUGAUCUCGAUCAGAUCGACUAUAUUGAUAGCUGUGCCACAGAAGAGGAGGAGGAAGAGGUGAGGCAACCCAAGUGCAUGGACUCAGACAGCCUCAGCUCACAAUUCAUGGCAUAUAUUGACCAGCGGCGAAUCUCUAAUGAGGGCUCCCCAGUAAAGCCUGUAUCCGUAAGAGAAUUUCAAAAAACGGAAAACAGAUAUUUACACCAAAAUAGGGAUACUGAUGAAUUACGAAGACCUGAAACCCUAAAUUUGGUGCAGGACAGAGAGCAUCACCAAAUACUAAGGAGUUAUGUGGACAGGACAGAGAGGCCCCCAGCUGAUUCACCUUAUUUUCUCUCUCUAUCAAGUCACCACAGUCAGGUGCCCAAUACAGAUCCCGAGCUGCACCGCAGGCACAUAGAGCGUACCCGUCGAGAGGCACAGCUAGCAGCACUUCAGUACGAGGAGGAAAGGAUGAGAACGAAACAGAUCCAGAGAGAAGCUGUUCUUGACUUUGUUAAACAAAAAGCAUCUUUAAGUACCCAGAAGCAAAGUCCUCUGGAUAGUGAGUGUCCCUUUCCAUCCAGAAGGUCUCAGCAUACUGAUGAUAGUGCCUUGUUAGUGAAUGGCUUUGAGCCUCUCUUUGUGUUUGAGAUUGACAAUAACACCAAUACCAUUAAAAGAAGGCCAGGGACUCGCAAACAGUCACGCUCAGGGUUGAAUCAAGAGAGCUGUGCUACUAGCCUGCCCAAUGCUUCUACCUUCAGUCCUGUCAAGAGUGAUGACAGAUCUACCAUCUCUCCUGGCUCACCUACCACUCAGACAGUCCACCUUUCCCCUCCAUAUCCUGGUCAUGCAGCCCCGCCUUCCUAUAGAAACCCUUCCCAGCGACCUGAGAGUUUCCUUUUCCGAACAGCUGUCAGGGAUGAAGCAAACAAAGUGGUUACUUCAUCUUCUCCACAUGCCUUGUCUCCCGCUAAUGACUGUGCAGACCCCAGAGUCAGACAAAACUCCAAACAGCGCGAAGAGGAGCUGGAGCUAAUAGAGCAGCUCCGUAAGAAUAUUGAAUCACGGUUGAAAGUGUCACUGCCCAGUGAUCUUGGAGCAGCUCUCACCGAUGGUGUUGUUCUGUGCCAUUUAGCUAAUCAUGUGCGUCCUCGGUCUGUUCCCAGCAUCCAUGUCCCCUCACCUGCUGUUCCUAAACUUACGAUGGCAAAAUGCAGACGAAACGUGGAAAAUUUCUUGGAAGCUUGCAGAAGGAUUGGAGUGCCUCAGGUACAUAUUUCUGUUACUCUCAUGUAAAACCUUCUUUGAAAGAGUUUAUGAAAACAAGAUGACUAAAAGUUUAGAAGGUUCAGGCAUGAGGUGCACUGUACUAUAUAGAUCACACUUAUCUUGUGUUGUCUUCCAGAAUAAAAUAAAGUUGGAAAUAGUUUAUAUAGAGGUUUAUAUAGAUUCACUUACUGCUGUGCCUUAAGUUCUUAACGGUUGGAUGCAGCAUGAGCUUGCCUUUACAACUACAAGGUACAUCUAUAAAGACAAUUAAGUUUUCUCGAGAUCAGAAACUAGGUGGGAUAAAAUUUGGAUGGUGUUUUGCAUCUGUUACUUCCAUUCUAAAACAUUUGGCUUUCCUUCAGAAUAAACCUUUUACACAAGCAUCUGUACUGUCUUACCAAGAAGUCACACUGUUGUUGGCCUUUCUCUGAUGGUAGCUAUCUUUGCAUAGAUCCUAAAUCUUCUCGUUAUGUACCAGUGGUAGAACUCUUACCUUCUGGUAUUCCUUUUCUCUUUGAAACUGGACGAGCUAAGAGGUAGGAACAUAUAAAAUAAUCUGAGUCAAGCUGUCAUGUUGUAUGCUGUCCUAUCCUUUCAACUUUGUCUUAUUCAGCAGCUGUUUCAGUACAAAUAAUUUUGAUACGUCAUGUUUUUCUUUAUUUUUCUUCUAGGGCAUUAAUUGGAUUGGUUUCUUAUGCUGCUAAGUAUUAGUGUUUUUGUUGUAGGUGCUCUUUUCUGUAUUGUGAAAGGGAAAAGUAGAUCCAGUGACUCAUUUCCCUGCUGUUUCUAAAAGCAAUGCUCUCGAGUCAGUCAUGCAGUAUUUUCUGAUAGUUUCGCUGGAAGGCAUUUGAGCCAUUGGGAUUUUCAGCUAGCGUAUUUAUUGAGCUGUCUAGCAAUUUCACAUGGCUCACUGGUGAAUGUCACUGGAACGUGGUGGGGAGGUAAAAGUGAUCAUUACUGCUUUGAGAUCCUUGGCUAUUUUGGUUCCUCUAAGAUAGCUGAGGCUUUGCUUCCCAGGGAUACUGUACAAUGUAAACUCUCCUGGGGCAAAAUUGUUCAAUUCCAUCCCGGCUUCCCUAUUUAUAGCUCUCAGAUAAGUAGAUUAACUUUUGUCGGGCUAGAAUAUGAAGCAGGUCACUGAAAUGACCUACAUUUAAAAACAAAACAAAAUAACACUCCAGCAGAAAGUCUCCUAUAGACCCCGUCUGCUACAUAUGCUACAGCUACUAUCUGGAGUCCUCCCAUUUUUCUCAUUUCUCCUGCUUUUGUGUGAAAGAGUUCAAGGAGAAUGUCUCUGGGGAAACUUACUGAAAUACCCCCAGCUGAAUUCUAAGUUGCUCUCACAUAUCUGCAUGACAUGUCUACUGAGAUGGGAAGGUAAGAUAUCUGUAUGAAAGAAUGGCAUGGCAGCCUGAUAUAUGUCUUUGCUGAAAAGAUGCCUGCAGGUAUUUUCUUUGAUUUAAAUUAGAAUUACAAAAAUAAAAGGCUUUCUGGAAGUAUGGAUCUAUGUAGAAAUACUUACCUUCUAAGAGGAAGGCAACUUCAUGUAAAAAAGCUACUUUAGAAAAUGGUAAUUACAGGCAUCGCAGUGAAGCAGCUAUUUCUGCAGGGUUUUGCUAGUUAGAGCUCUUGCAUCAAAAGAAACUGAAGUUAAACAGAUUGGCAUGUGCAUCCAGAUUUCAUUGAUUUACAGCAGUUACCUCUGUGAAAGGGAGGCAAAUGGUACAGUGGGAAUAGUUACAGAACACAAACUAAUUAGUAAUAGAUUAAACUGUAAUUUGUAAUAGAUGUUUCUGCAGAGUACUGCACUGGAGCAUCAAUUACGUACAAAUAACGCCUCGUGCUGUUUUCGUUAAUUAAGAUACAGUGUGAGUACUCAGUGCCAAAAGCAUCUCAGAAAGCUGCAGUCUCUUUCCCCUGAAUAAAAUGGUUUCCCCUAAGGCACGUGUACCCUGCUGUGUUAACAACAAAGAUUGGUACACGCGUAAGGUGCACGGUGACAGACACCUCACCGAACUCCAGGUAGUCGCACUGAGUGCGUUCUUUGUCACGCAGAUUCUUUUAGAGAAUUAAUCUGUUGUGUUAUGCUUCUUGAACAUAGAGGAUAUAUCUGAAAUGUCUGAUGUCUGACUGCUUCGUGGAUGUUGCUAUGGCUAACUGACCUUUUUUUUCUGUCUGUUUUCCCUUCCUGCUCACACACUC